GGAAGCGAACGAAAGGUCUUCCUGACAGAUGGAUUUAUCACAAGUAGCUGGUCGCAACUAUUCAAGUCGAUAUCAAAGUUCGCAGAUAAGCAAACUGAUGCUUUUCUCACUGACUUCGAAUUUUCUUCAUACAGAAGUCUAACUUUAUAAACACAAAAAUAUAACCUAUACAUAAAGUUAUAUACACGAGUAUGCCGCCGAAAAAGAAUACGGGUGCCGCAAAAUCUAAUAAAGGUAAAUCCUUGGAGGAUAGUGGUGGAAAAGCAGAAAAGAAAGGAGGAUCUUCAGUCAAAGUCAGACAUAUUUUAUGUGAAAAGCAAUCAAAAAUAUUGGAAGCAUUGGAAAAAUUGAAAGCUGGUCAGAAAUUCAAUGAAGUUGCAGCAACAUACAGUGAAGACAAAGCUAGAUCUGGGGGUGAUCUUGGUUGGAUGACUCGGGGUUCCAUGGUAGGACCUUUCCAAGAUGCUGCUUUUGCACUACCUAUUUCUAGUCUAGCAUCACCAGUUUAUACAGAUCCACCAGUAAAAACAAAGUUUGGGUAUCAUAUUAUAAUGGUGGAAAGUAAAAAAUAAUUUCCUUUAAGGAACAGAAUUUUGUAAUACUUUUGUAAAACAGUCAUUCAUA
Harpegnathos saltator (Jerdon's jumping ant) is the source of this 624-nucleotide messenger RNA. Its product is annotated as peptidyl-prolyl cis-trans isomerase NIMA-interacting 4. The record is from RefSeq and is a predicted model, not a curated record. The transcript is spliced from 4 exons. Lineage: Eukaryota; Metazoa; Arthropoda; Insecta; Hymenoptera; Formicidae. Gene Ontology annotation, molecular function: DNA binding; peptidyl-prolyl cis-trans isomerase activity. Gene Ontology annotation, biological process: rRNA processing. Bases 192 to 572 code for a protein of 126 amino acids.